GAGAAAAAAUAAUUCCUUAAGUUUUAAGGUUAACCACGCAAAUUUACAAAGUGAAUAACAUUCUUGUAUUACAAGGACGGAAAAGUAAAUUCGUACGGAGCGAAUCCACGUGGCAGAUGUGGCUAGAGCGUUUGGAGGUGCAUUUCACAGAAGUGGCGAUCACGUUGGACGACUCCAAACAGGCGACAUUGCUGAAGUCAGUUGGCUCGGAAGCCUAUUGUGUAUUACACAGUCUCUGCAGUCCAGAAUUACCGACAAGUAAAACAUACAAAGAACUAUGCGCCAUGCUACACACCCAGUAUACACCGCCAGCAAUCACAUUCUACGAACGCAGGCAAUUUCAUCUGGCUCGUAAACUCGCUGAAGAAUCGGUGGCAACAUGGUUUGCAAGGGUAAAAAAGCUAGCGCUCAACUGCACUUUUGGACAGCAUCUAGAAGCAUUUGUUCUAGACAAGUUCAUCGUUGGAAUGUCCAACGAGCUGUUUGAAAGAUUUUGCAAGGAAGACGGGAGUAUAUCCCUGGAUGCGGCACUGAGGAAGGCGUUACUGUACGAGACCAAGUUGGCGACUGGAGGAAAGCAGGACCAGGUCAGACGGAAUGGUCAAUUUCGUAAACAAGACGCAACAUUUGCAAGUGGCGAAAGGCAAAAAGCGGCAGCCAUGUUCAAGAUGCGGAUGGCGAAAUCAUUCAUCACAGGAGUUAUCUUAGGUAAAGGUUCAGAGGAAGUGUACACACUUACUGUUGUAGUGGAUGGCAUCAAAAUUGGUGCAGCAUGUGACACGGGUGCACCUUGUAACCUGAUCCCUGUAGAUCUAUUUCGAGAAAUGAAAACGCCCAAUUUAAAAUUCGUACGGAGCGAAUCCACGUGGCAGAUGUGGCUAGAGCGUUUGGAGGUGCAUUUCACAGAAGUGGCGAUCACGUUGGACGACUCCAAACAGGCGACAUUGCUGAAGUCAGUUGGCUCGGAAGCCUAUUGUGUAUUACACAGUCUCUGCAGUCCAGAAUUACCGACAAGUAAAACAUACAAAGAACUAUGCGCCAUGCUACACACCCAGUAUACACCGCCAGCAAUCACAUUCUACGAACGCAGGCAAUUUCAUCUGGCUCGUAAACUCGCUGAAGAAUCGGUGGCAACAUGGUUUGCAAGGGUAAAAAAGCUAGCGCUCAACUGCACUUUUGGACAGCAUCUAGAAGCAUUUGUUCUAGACAAGUUCAUCGUUGGAAUGUCCAACGAGCUGUUUGAAAGAUUUUGCAAGGAAGACGGGAGUAUAUCCCUGGAUGCGGCACUGAGGAAGGCGUUACUGUACGAGACCAAGUUGGCGACUGGAGGAAAGCAGGACCAGGUCAGACGGAAUGGUCAAUUUCGUAAACAAGACGCAACAUUUGCAAGUGGCGAAAGGCAAAAAGCGGCAGCCAUGUUCAAGAUGCGGAUGGCGAAAUCAUUCAUCACAGGAGUGUAAGUACAAGGACAGUACUGUGGCAAAAUUGGACAUCUUGCAACUAGAUGUAAAGCAACUAAAGGCAGAAAUGUAAACUUUGUAUCUGAUCCAAAU
This is a messenger RNA of Drosophila suzukii, 1553 nucleotides long. NCBI's taxonomy places the organism in Eukaryota, Metazoa, Arthropoda, Insecta, Diptera, Drosophilidae. The record is from RefSeq and is a predicted model, not a curated record.